AUGAACGAACAAGACGCGCUACUUGGAGCCAAAGUUGCCUGCCUCGACUGCCAGCCCCGCCACGGCGUCUGCGGCGUCCCCACUAUGUACCCACCAAUCAACGGUCACGGUCGUCACGGAGAGGAGACCGUCGCCUCCUCGUCCCCGUCUGUCCAGGAGCGUAAUGACAUUACAGCGUCACGUCAUCAGGAUGAGCAACACUCGUCCCACUUCUGUCACCCACUGAGCGUAAUCACAUACACCCCGUCGGAAGUCCACGUCGUCCCGUCUCAAGAAUGGCACCCCUUGUUCCUGCAGCAAAAGGCACUGAAUGAGCCCGUGCUCAUUACCGGCAAUAGCCAUGGAAUGGCAAGACUUGACGCACCGUUUCCAGCGCUUGAUGCUACGGUUGUUGCGGAGCUCUUGGCUGCGAAUCGACUCGUGUGGUCAACCGACGUGGCCACGCAGACCAAAGUGCAGCUCACAGCCUUGACGUGGUCACGCACAGCUUGUCCUGAUCAGUACCAAGAGAAGUAUGGAAAAGCCGAUACGUCGGUUGCUAAUGCUGAAUUUCAGGUAUUCCGGACGCCAUUACAGCGGCAGGUUGCACCGCCAGUGGCUGUUACUCGAGUGGAUUGGCGGUACUUGUUGACCUCUAGCCGUGUACUCAAUGGGGGGCCGAACGCAAGUGCGGACGUCUUUGGUGCAUUUCUCGAGUGUAACAGUUACCUGGAUUUUACACUAGCCCCUGGAGGGCAGUGCAUGUGGCUCUCGGUAUCUGCUGGCGAGCUCGGGGUGUACCUGAUACCGCCGUCUACAGUCAAUUAUCAGGUCUACCAAGCAUGGAAACACGACCAGGACGGUGCAACGGGGUGUCUGGUUGAAAGAGUCGAUACAUGCAUCAAGUGUUCCGUAAGUACAGGCAGUACACUGCUUAUACCAGCUGGCUGGAUCUUUGCCCGCUAUGCUGGCGGUGUGCAGAGCUGCUCGCUGUUUUACGGUUUUUUCACGUGCAUAUCGGCAAUGGCAGCUCAGCUGGGUGUUGUCUUGCUGGAGAUGCAACACGAGACACUCGUGCACUAUUGGCAUCAUACGACAUCGGGUUGGUCCUCGGUCGAUGUGAACGCGCAGCUCUGGACAGCUCUACGAUUUUACUGGAACCAGUUGCUCCUGAUGCAUAACGGCUUGGAUGUCCAAGUGAGUGACCAGGAUCGGCAAGCCUUGCAGCGUGCAAUACCCCGGUUACGGGAGUGGAGUGCACACCCUGCAUCGUUGAAGUCAACGGAUCGCACUACGUGGGUCCCUAGCUCUCAGCACGAGGCACAAGCUAUUGUGGACCGUGUUGAGCAAGCUCUUGCUGCCAUUGACCUACUGACCCACAAUGCAGAAGAAGACUCACAAUUGACUGCGCAUUUGGGCAGUGACAGCAAGCUGCCAACCAUCUCGCUCAAUGAGGCAUCCUACAUCUAUUCAGCUGCAUCGGAACCAGAUUCCGACAGUGGAUCCGUUUGGGCGACAUCGAGUGCUGGUUUUGACGGUAGCAUCACGAGCAAUUUUAGCUCACUCGCACCAAUGGGGACUAUGUGGGCCAGCUUUGAUCCUCUACAGCAGCAGUUAAGAUCGACCUCUAACCAGCCGUACGUCAGCAACAGUCCAAGGUGUCAGGAUCGAGUCCCCCGUAACGAUUCGCCGCACUAUGACAGUGCAAGUUGCGGAUACAAAUCACCCAAACCUGGGAGGGAAGGCAGCACUGGAAUUUUGAUGCCAACUUCACGGUCAAAACAAGGUCUCAGUUCAAUCCGUGGCAUACCGACAUAUCCGGUAGAUGCAGCCAAUACGUCCGUGACAUCAGCAGUUGGAUCAAAUUUUCACCAACUUCAAUCGAACUGUAACAUGGACUACGUGGAUAUGCUGAAGCAGCACCGAGCGUCGUGCCAUCGGUGUGGCAAUCUGCGAAAGAAGAACGUGUGGUGUCCGACUUGUCCCCAUAUUUUCUGCGCAAGAUGUGCUGAUAAGAUGCACGAAGAGCACGGCGAUCGUGUGUUUGAGAAUGGCUGCCCUGUGUGCAAGGAACUGUGUUGCUGCGGCAAGAACCGCACGCUGAGCUGUUUGCGCAUGUUCCACUGCUACAAAAAGUGCCCGUCGACCAAGCGGUCUACAGGUGGAUAA
Peronospora matthiolae is the source of this 2148-nucleotide messenger RNA. Lineage: Eukaryota; Oomycota; Peronosporomycetes; Peronosporales; Peronosporaceae. The record is from the annotation of a GenBank genome assembly.